AUCACACGCGAAAAUCAACGCGCCCGUUAAACCCAGCAAAAACGUCCAUUAUCGGGAAUUAACACAUCUCGACUUGCCGUCAAUUUCAGAAGAUGAAACUUUUAUCGAAUUGUUUUUGCUUUUUUCUCGUGAUUGUUUUCAAAGGACUUUCCCUAAUCAGAGCAGACGAAAAUGAAGCGAGACUUAUGCGACACCUGAUGACAAAUUACGAUGCGGCCGUUCGACCCGUAUCUAACUCUUCCUUACCCUUGAGUGUCAUCUUCGGCGUGUCUUUGCACCACAUUAUCGAUGUCGACGAAAAAAACCAAAUUCUAACCACAAACUGCUGGAUAACCCAGAUAUGGGUGGAUCACCAUCUGAAAUGGAACGUUUCCGAUUUCGCUGGGAUUAAAGUGAUCAGGAUCCCGUACAAUCGCGUCUGGAGACCCGAUUUAAUCCUUUACAACAAUGCCGAUCCUCAGUUUCAAUCUUCAGUGAUAAACACGAACGUGAUAGUGUCUAGCAAUGGUGAAGUGGUGUGGCUCAGUCACGGCAUAUAUCGCUCGUCUUGUGACAUCAACGUGGAAUACUUUCCUUUCGACCUCCAGAGUUGUCAACUUAAAUGGGCCUCGUGGACUUACGACGGCUAUCAGGUUGAGCUUGUAAAACAAACCGAAGAAGGAGACGUAAGCAACUAUCAGGCGAAUGGGGAAUUUGAUCUGUUGAGCUUCUCAUCGGAAAAGCACAUUGUGUUCUAUUCCUGCUGUCCUGAGCCUUAUCCUGACAUAACGUACACAAUAAAAUUGCGAAGGAGGCCUCUGUUUUACGUCUUCAAUUUGAUACUGCCCUGCAUACUCAUCAAUGGCAUAGCUCUUUUAGUUUUCUACGUACCAUCAGAGUCGGGAGAAAAAGUAACAUUGGGAAUCAGCGCCCUUUUGUCUAUGACAGUGUUUCUUAUGACAAUCCGUGAGACUUUACCCCCUACCGAAAAAACACCGUUAAUCAGUAUGUACUACGGGGUUAGCAUUUGCUUAGUAUCGUUCGCCUCGGGCCUGUCAGUGGUCACGUUAAAUAUUUAUCAUCGUGGGGUGCGUGGAUCAGCAGUCCCGAAAAUUAUCAGGACCGUUGUUCUCAACAAGUUGGCCCCUUUGGUUUUUAUGAAGUUCAACACACGCAGCAGCAGUACCACCAAUAAUAAACAUCGAAACUCUCAAAUUCAGGGAGAAAAUUCAAUAAAGGAAAUUAAUCCUCAGACAGGCACCAGAUUAGAUUGUCCGUGGCCAUGGUCCGACAAGUUACCUCAAGAGGACGGAUAUUGCUUACAGCAGCGGCAACAGAGAUCUCCCAGGUUUCAGACGAGACAUCGUUCUGCGGAAUUAGAUGCAUUCGAGAACCAAAUUAUCAGGAUCCUGAACAAAGUCCACGCCAGCGUGGACCGUAACGAACAAAGACUCACGGAACAAGAGCAAAGAGAAACUACCGAAUUGGAAUGGAAGCAGGCUUCGAUAGUGCUGGAUCGGUUCCUGCUCGCAGUAUUCCUGCUUAUCACCAUUAUCAGCACCACGACGAUCCUGUGCAGAAGCCCGCAGGACCAGACCUAAUCCAUAGCCCUCCUGAUGUCUGGGACUUGUUAAUUACAUAACUUAGAGCUGUAUAAGAGAAAUCAGAAUUGAUAAUUUGACAUUAUUGAGCUAGAAGUUUAGUUCUCUUUUUAUAAUAUAAUAUUAUAAUGAAUAAUUGUCAAUUAUACCUAAAUAGUGUUACAAAAAUUAAAUAUUUUAAUGGGGAUAUUUG
Messenger RNA from Brassicogethes aeneus, 1773 nucleotides. The record is from the annotation of a GenBank genome assembly. NCBI's taxonomy places the organism in Eukaryota, Metazoa, Arthropoda, Insecta, Coleoptera, Nitidulidae.